AUGUGGCGAAAGUGCGGGCGGCGGCAGAUUCGCCACGGCCGCCGCGCCGCUCUCCGCUCCGCGCCCUCCGCGCGGAACCCGCCACCCGUGCGGGCGCGGCCGUUGCCGCUCUCGCGAGAGCCGCGCGGGCGCGACUUCCGGCGCAGGCUCCGCCCCUCUCCCCUCAGCCGCGGCCGGCGGCGGCGCCGGGAGCCCCGAAAAGGCCGAAAAUUGCCCCAAAAACGCCGAAAAUUGCCCCAAAAGCGCCGCGGGAGCGCCCGGAACCGCCAGGAGCCGCCCCGGAAACCCCCGCGGGGCCUCCCCGGGCGGCCGAACCCGCCCCGCGCCUCCCCCGGCCCGCGGAGGGGGCGGCGGCGGCGGCCGGAGGGUCAAUGCGGCGGGGGCAUGGAGCCCGAGCCGGGGGGUGACACCCCCAGGACCCCCAGCGUGCCCUGGCGCAGUUACAAGCUGCUGCUGGACCCCGCUCUGCGCCGGGGGGGACAGAAGCUCUACAGAUACGAUGGCGUGCACUUCAGCGUGCCCGACUCGGGGUUCCCCCCGGCCGGGCCCGUGCAGGACCCGCGGCCCCGCAGGAUCUGGGCCAAGCACCGGGACCUGUCGCUGCCCGUGCCCAAAUUCAAGCUAGAUGAGUUCUACGUGGGGCAGGUGCCCCUGAAGGAGGGGCUGGGAUUUGGGGAGGUGACGUGGAGGGAGGACAUCCGUGGAGGGCUGCUGCACCCCCGGACGCGCAAGCACCUGGGGCUGGCGGCGGUGCUGCUCACCCCCGACGCUGCAGCACCUGGGGGCUGGCGCUGGCACCUUCGACACCGCGGCAUCAAGUACACCUGCACAACGCCACCGUCAUGGGCACGGCUAUCCAUGCACAGCUGGAUGUCAGGGGUGAGCUAUGGGGGAUUUAUUGGGGUUUUAUACUGA
Camarhynchus parvulus is the source of this 915-nucleotide messenger RNA. RefSeq names its product histone-lysine N-methyltransferase SETD1B-A-like. Lineage: Eukaryota; Metazoa; Chordata; Aves; Passeriformes; Thraupidae. The record is from RefSeq and is a predicted model, not a curated record. Gene Ontology annotation, cellular component: Set1C/COMPASS complex. The transcript is spliced from 6 exons. Bases 1 to 915 code for a protein of 304 amino acids. Gene Ontology annotation, molecular function: histone H3K4 methyltransferase activity.